Cladocopium goreaui is the source of this 4029-nucleotide messenger RNA. The record is from the annotation of a GenBank genome assembly. Lineage: Eukaryota; Dinophyceae; Suessiales; Symbiodiniaceae.
AUGAAGGAGACUAUGUCAGCAUCAACUUGGGCAUUGGUAUGUGAGAAGCGCACGUGGAGGAAAACUCUGGCGGAGUACAACAGGAUUCAGCGCACCACUAUCAUGGAGUAUGUCUUUGGAAGAUGGAAGAGGAGUAGAGCGCAGGUGAACACUGAAGUCAACAACCUGUUGGCAGCGCAGGACAAGCUCAUCGCUAAAGCCCUGUGGAACUUCCAGCAAUUGGGGAGGAGUGUCACGAGAUCUAUGCGAUCAGAUGACAAGAACUUCUUUGCAGGACUUCUACAAGAUGGGGCUGAGUUCCUUGCGCCAACCCAAGUCAAAAAGCUCUGGGCAGUGAUCAGGCGGUCGAUCCCCAAAUUCCAAGUUAGACGCAGUGGAUAUGACCCUCACGCCCUGGGUUUUCUUGAUCAAUCAUGCUUGGAUCAUUUCCGUCAACUGGAACUCGGCGUUGAUGAGACGCCGGAUGACCUGGCGACCCAAUGCAUCGCUCACCAACAGGCUGAACAACCUGGAGAGGACAUUGUCAGCCUCAUGGCGAGCCUACAUCUACAGCCAGUGAUGGUGAUCUGGUCAGAUGACCUGGCAGUUCCAAUUGCAACCUUGACAGCCUCUUCUUUGUUGCCCAGACUUGCUGAUCUAGCUGCUGAAGUCACGCGACAAUUCAAGAGAAGGGGAUUUACUGUCAACUUCACCCCUGGCAAGACGAGCGCUGUGGUUUCCUUUGUGGGUAGAGAUGCUCCUGCACUUCGAAGGCAACACCUGCUAGGGCCCACUGCAGGAAUUGCUAUUGCGGUAGAUGCUGACCAAACCGCCUGGCUCAGUUUUACCAAUACUUACAAACAUUUGGGUGCACAGUUCGCGGCUAGCCAUUCAUGCGAGCCUGAGCUGCGCCAACGAGUCGGCAUGUCAAAGGCGACCUUCAGCAAGCUGUCUCGAAUGGUGCUGUGCAACCGUCAUUUUCCAGUCCAACUUCGGAUCCAAUUCCUGCAAUCACUGGUGUUCUCUAAGCUUUUCUAUGGAUUAGGCUCCUGGGAUACACCUUCUGGACGCCAGAUGCAGCGCCUGCGUACUACAUACCAUGGGAUGCUGAGGAAGACUCUACGCCUUGCAGCUGAUGAACAAGUCACGACACAGCAGCUCCUGACUCGAGCCAGAGUGGUGGAUGUUCGUGCGAGAAUAGCAAUUGACAGACUGGCUUAUGCGAGAAGGGUUUUUCAGGUUGGGCCAGCUGAACUACAGCAGAUUCUCCACAUCGAGCAGCAAUGCUGUCCUUCAUCUUGGAUCUCAGCACUUCGUGCAGAUCUUGACUGGCUUGAUGCACUUGUUCCAGGAGUGCUCCCAGCUCGACCGGAGGGAGACCUCACGGAUAUGAUCGAUUUCUGGCAACGUGAGGCUGUCCCGUGGAAGGGCUUGCUGAAACGGGGUCUCAAACGACAUCGAUUGCAGGAAGAGAUCAUGAUGGAGGUCCACAUCGCACAUCGCAGUUCGCUGUCGAUUCUUCGAGCAGGAGGAGCAACUUUUUCCCCUGAUGAGCCUCAAGUUUUUGGAGGAGAUCGCGCGGAGGGACUUGCACUUCAUCGUCGAGUUCGACACGGUGAACAUGCGCCGGAGUUCCAGUAUGUCGAUGGUGCGACAUGUCCGGCCUGUCUGAAAUAUCUAUGGACGAGCAACCGACUUGCUAUGCAUCUGGCGUACGCCCCUCGACAUGGAGGCGUGAACGCCUGUUUUGCCAAAUUGUCCAAGGCCGGUUUUGUGGGCACGCAUCACUCACAAGUUGCACCGGUUGGCUUUGGUGCGGCCAUUCGAAUGGACAGCAUCCAAGUUGAGGGGCCAUUGCCAUCUUUUCGAGCUCAAUAUGAUAUUGCCUUGGAGAAGGUUUUGAAGGAGCUCUCCGAAGUCGAAGAGGAGCUCCACACCUACAACAGACCAGCUGACGAGAUUGCUCUGGGCAUGAAGAUUGGAGACACCUUGACCCAGGGUACGCAAGCAUGGAUCCAUAGGUUCUGCGAAAACCAACAGGCACAAAACCCCGAUCUUAUUGACUGGUGGUUGAAUGUGCUUCAUACAGUUGGCGAAGAAUAUGCUGACUGGGCCGCCAUGGUUUUUCAGGAGUGGGGUGCUCAUCUCCUCCCCGAGCUCGUGGCGGACGCGAUGGAUGGUGAGGUAGAGUAUGUCUUGGACGAUCUCUAUGCGGAGGCGGUCAAUUUGCUUCCACGUGAAGCUUUGCUGUCACGCCUGCGCCUACUCCACCAGCUUCGACAACGAUACGAAGAGGAGGCGGCAGCCCCGGCAGUGCCACACAGAGCGGUGAAGAGAGGAACAGCCAAUGUGAAGGAAAGAAGUAGCACACGACAGCAGGUGCCGUCAGCCUUCUUCAGCCAACCCCAGUGGCAUGCGCGCUUCAGGGAGAUUCAAUGGAGAGAUCUUCCCCGAGAAGCUCAAAUCCCUUAUUUGGUGCAAUCGAAUGGCAGACCCUGUUUUAUCAUCGCUCACCUCUUCUCUGGUAGAAGGCGCCAGGAGGAUUUCCAUUGGUGGCUUCAGCACUAUGCCAUUGAGUAUGACAUCGACCUCUGCCUGAUUGGAGCACUUCGAACGGCUGUGAUCCCCCACGUGAAGAAGCCACAGCAGGCAGCGAUUGGCUGCAAUGAGGAGGGGACCUUUCGCACCGCGAUGGAAUACCCCCCGAUGCUAUGCAAGGGUCUCGCGUGGGCCUUCGUGAAGCACCUUCGAGCGGCGCUGCGUGGUGGGCGGACGCGCGCAGUGAGUAGGGGCAAUGAGGCCAUUGGGCCUACUAUGGAGGAAGGUGAAAUGUAUAGUUGGGUUGCCGAAGUUGCUGAAGUGGGAAAGACCAUACGGUCGGACGCCAGCAUCUUGCCGGACCACCAACCUAGGUCCCCGCUACGACUAGUUAGACGCCAGGAACGACGCCUGCAACGCGACAAGGCCAAGGCUCUGGAGGCGCCCUUGGGCAAGGUGAUGUCCUGGGGCCCCGUGGGUGAUCUCAGAAUCCGGCCAUGGGGGGGGGCCAUGGGGGUGCCGCAAUCCGAUGUCUUUAACCUUUUGCUGAUACUGAUGCAGCUGCUGAAGGGACAAAGUCUCAACAAGCGCGCUGGCGCAGCGCGCGUGCUGACGAAGAAAGUGGUGACGAAGGGAAGUGAUGAUGAAGGGGAAUGGUGCGGAAGGGAGGUGGAGUUCUUCGUGGUGCAAGCACCGUUGUUUUCCACCAAUCCCCGCAUCGGCACCAAGCUUCGCUGGCUCAACUUGUACCACACUGCGCUGGUGCUGCAGCAGCAGCUGCCAGGCUCUGAGCCGCAGAAUUGGACCAUCGAAUUCGAUUCCGUGACAAACGUUCUGGGCGCCGUUUUACCUUCCAUCAAUGGAACGACCUUGAGUUGGAACAACGAUGCGCGCUAUUGCGUCACGAAGGGUGUCCUCUGGGGUGAGGCCCAUUGGAGCAAGAUGUUCGACUUGGUCUUCCGGCUCAAGGCCUCGCAAGCACGGCAGAUCUUCACGGACUUCAUCCCAUCGGUGAACGAAACGGAGCAUUUGAGCAAACCGCUCUACCAGCUCUGGCGGGUGGAGCAUGACGCCAAAACCUUGGUCAAGGACAUUACCUGCGGUGAUGGCGUAAACUGGAUCAUGGACUAUGCCUCCAGGGUGCUUCAGACGGCGCCAGCCUUCGAGUUGAAAUUUACCUCCAUUGUCGUCAAGGCGGACAGGAUCGCCAACGUGCACGUGAACGGUCCGGAUUGGCCGGUGGUGGUGAAGUAUUUUCAAGGCAUGUCCAACGUGACGGAGGGGAAGCAGCCUCUGCUGCAUCGAUUGCUGGAAUUUCUGCAUUUGAUGCCGGUGCAUUACAUCUAUGACAGCAACGCCCAGGCAUACUUCAAGGUGGAAGGCAAUCAUUUUCCGUGGCUGGAAGCCAAGUACCAUGCUGUACCCCUGGAGGGGCCACCCAGGCUGGAAAGCUGGGGCACCUCAAACUUGAAGCUACAGUGCUUGGAUCUGAGUGUUUGGUUUUCAGUUUAA